CGUGACGUCAUCGAGCAUGAAGGCAGUGUAGUGCGUUUGAUAUACAAGUUUCCUUCAAAGCUGUGAUCACGGUUACAAAUAUGUGCGGCUUCGACAAACAGAAGGGUCCUGGGAGGCUGAUGAAGAAAGGAUUUACCCUCAUUGUAGUUGGUCAUGUUAAUUUCAUCCUGAGUGCUAUUGUUCAUGGCAAUGUGUUACGACACAUUUCCAAACCCAGCAAUGAGAUUACAACUGAGUAUACUAUAUCAAACAUCAUCUCUGUUACCUCAGGACUACUGAGCAUCGCAAGUGGAAUUGUCGCCAUACUGGUGUCCAGGAAUAUUACCAACUUGAAGCUACACAUUGGUCUGUUGGUGAGCUCAUGCCUGAAUGCCCUGCUCUCGGCAGCAUGUUUUGUGGGGCUGCUUUUGGCAAUCAGCCUCACCAUUUCAGACGACGGGUCCAUCCUCAUGAAAGGAUGCAAUUCCACUAACAUGCGCGUGAAUGCACGUUCUCCGAUCAUCGUCGACUGCCCUUUCGAUGCCACCCGCAUCUAUGACACAACUCUGGAGCUAUGGUUCUUCUGUGCUGGGUUUACUGCCGUAGAGGCCACACUGUCUGUGUGGUGUUUUAUUGUGGGUCUCACUUUAAGAGGAAUCGGACCCUGUGCACAUACUUACAUCAGAGAGCAGCUGGAAGAGGAGGCUCUGGCAUCAACAGGAAACACAACUCAAGGCCAACAUCUCAUUAGACACCAUUCUGCCAGCGUUUAGAAUUGAUAUUUAUUUUAUAUUUGAAAAUAAGGUGGAACUUUUACAUGGCUUUUUGAACACUAUUGCAUUCAAGUUUAUUCAAAGUAAUCAUACAGAUUACAGUUUUCAAUAAUGUGUAUCAUUCUAAACUUGUUGUAUUAACUGAUGGUGAUAUUAGUUGUAGUCUUUGUAGAUGAUAUGAAGCACUCCAGCACAUUAAUGUUAAUACACUUAAUCAGGCAGUAUUUGUAUUGAUAUAUUUUAAGUUUGCAUAUUUGAACUUGCAUCACUAAUCAUUGGAACAACAACCAAAAAAACAUCAUAGUCUAUACUGAUUGUGGUCUUUCCUAUAUGCUGACGUGUUUGCAACUCUUGUUUACAUCAUAACUUUAAACCACUGGCACACACAACUUGUGUGUAAUUUUAAAAAUAUGUUGAUGUCUUUUUCAAAAGCAACCAUUCAAAUCCUUUUUUGAAUAUAGUAUGCUACUAUAAAUGUAAACAACACUAAAUUUAAUGUUGUUGUUGUUGUUGUAUGGAAUGCUUGCACUGUUUGAACUACCUAAUGUAUCCUGAAGUAAAUUCUCUUUAGUUAGUUGUAGCCAUCAAAAUUCCAGUGUGUCAGUAUGCAGGCCAGAGCGCGACGAGUGAGAAGUUAAUCUGGGUUGGAAUGAAUGAUGCCGAGUAAAUCUCACACUCAGAAAUAAUCCAGUGUGAUGAAAGGAUUUAAAUAAAUAUUGACAGAGAGAUGUGACUUAUACUGUCAAAACAAUGCGGGAUUUCUCUCUAUAAGACACAUUGCAUUUCACAUUAUAUUUCAUUUCAGUGUUCUGUGUGUUUGUUUGAAGAGAGCUGUAAUUUUGUUUCAUUCUUUCAAUGCUGAAUAGUGACUCU
Messenger RNA from Myxocyprinus asiaticus (Chinese sucker), 1625 nucleotides. RefSeq names its product keratinocyte-associated protein 3-like. The record is from RefSeq and is a predicted model, not a curated record. The coding region runs from base 81 to 752 and encodes 223 amino acids. Lineage: Eukaryota; Metazoa; Chordata; Actinopteri; Cypriniformes; Catostomidae. The transcript is spliced from 6 exons.